Messenger RNA from Sabethes cyaneus, 5000 nucleotides. RefSeq names its product titin (gene Taf3). Gene Ontology annotation, cellular component: transcription factor TFIID complex. The transcript is spliced from 3 exons. Bases 344 to 4867 code for a protein of 1507 amino acids. Gene Ontology annotation, molecular function: protein heterodimerization activity. Lineage: Eukaryota; Metazoa; Arthropoda; Insecta; Diptera; Culicidae. The record is from RefSeq and is a predicted model, not a curated record.
CUUAUCAUCAUCAGCAAGCAAAAAAGUUUAGCUACGUGCCGUAGAGUUUGCAAAAUUGUAAAAUAAUUCUUCUAAUCAAACUUGGAAGUUUGAAAAAACCCUUUCAAAAUGUUCACGGUCUUGCACGGAGUGAGGAAAACCAUUCGCUGACGAUAUAAGCGGGUUCAGUGUUGGAAUAAAAAGUGAACUGAAAAUUUUUUCGCCGUUCCGCUUCCGCAAGCUGGCUUUCUUCGACAUAAUAGGAAAGAAGUUAGUGCUGUGUUAAUAUUUUUUCCCGAGUGGUGCAUCAAUCUGCUCUGAUUUAGUUUUGUUAACAGAGCCUGGGUGAAAUUUGGUUUUAACGAUGGCGGAAAGAUACACUCAUCAGUUGCUGAAAGUGGUAGUGGCUCAAGUAUGUCAGACUAUUGGGUGGCACUCGAUUCAGUCAACGCCGUUGGAAUUGAUGAUGGAUAUUUUGGACCAAUAUAUGAGAGACAUUACGCGGUUGACCCAUCGCUACGCUGAGCUGUACAACCGUACCGAUCCAAAUCUGGAUGACGUUGCACUGGCUUAUCGUGAGAUGGGAAUCAACCUCGGCGAUUUGCAGGAGUAUUUGCAGUUCGUAGAUCCGAUUACUCGACCAUUCGAGGUGCCGAAAUAUCCGCUGCCGAAGGACAGUCAUCUAAAUUUUUUAAAACCCGGCAGCAAGGAGGUGCUGUCACGCCCGGUACACAUACCGGAGCAUAUGCCACCGAUGUUGGUCGAUUCGGAAGAGGAGCUCGAAGAGGCAAAUCGACGGCAGAUGAGACAGGCUCAGCUUCUGGAAGAAGAAGAAGAAGCACAGAAGGGGACAACUGCAGGGGUGAUGGACGAUGUUAAGCCUGAAAUGGGGGAUUUUGUUGAGAAGUUUGAGGAAGUUGCCGCUGAAGAAGUGGCAGUCAUGGAAACGAGUCAAAAUCAGGAGGAACCCACAUUCAAACGUCCACCGGAGCUGGGAGUAGAAGUGGCAAGUAAUGAGGUUGUUCGAAAAACGCGGCCACUUACGGAAGAGGGCCGACCAACAAGGGAAAUAAGCAGUGUUAUUAUGACGACUUCAGGAUUUAUUUCUCCAGCGCGUGAAGGAAAGCUGCCAGAUUCAAAGGUUCCCGAGAUUCCGGAGGAAAAACCGAAAUUAUCGCCACCGCCACCACCGACUCCGGUAGCUUUGCCGAUUGCCAAGAUGGAUGAUAAGUUUCCCAAAAAGACAAAGAAAAAGCCACCGGAAAAAGAAAAAAAGAAGGAUAAAAAAGUAGAAAAAAAGAAGGAUCUAAGCGAGAGAGAUGCGCUUAGUAGACCUGCGACCCCAAUGGUAAAUGUUGCCGAAUUGCCUCCACCGGUUGGAGACACAGAGGAUGUAAAACCGGUUAUUACGGCACCGGAACCUAUUGCAAAACAUCUAGCACCUUCGGUGGAUGUGAAACCAGAAAUAAUUUUGCCUUCUCCAGAACCGGAAAAGGUCUCAAUACCGGUGGCAGCGGUAAAACCGUUUGAGAAAGUAAAGAAAGAGAAAGUUCCGCGCAAGAAAAGACAACCUUCACAGGCCAAGCUUAAGACAGCGCAGCCUUCUUCAAUUGUCUUAAAUCCUGCUGCUAUGGAUAUUGGUGGCUUGUUUCCAGUGCCACAUUCACAGCAAGGACAGCCACCGCCCCUAUUGCAUCAAGUUUCCCCUCCAAAACUCCCAAAACCUAAACGCGCUAAACUGACUAAGAAACAAAUUCAGCAGCAGUACCUAGAACAGAUGCAACAAUUCCAUGCACCUCUCAACGCGCAGAGUAUUCUAGAAAUGUUCACUCCGGGCAAAAAACCACUUCCAGGCAUGUUUCAACCCUCGCUUUUUGCGUCACAACAGCAGCUGCAACAGAUGGCUCCACAGAAACAAUCUUUUCCGGACAGUUCAACCCAGACUCAGCUGGACAUUCUACAGAAGUUGCAUCCCAGUUUAGAGAUUACUCCAUCGCCAGGUCCUUCGUCGACCGGUAGCGGACCCGGCCUUCAAAAUACUUCUCCGGAAAAACAUAAACUGAACAUAUUCAAGAAAGUGGCCAAAAAGGACACCUCUCCUGCCGUUUCCUCUACGACAAACCAAGGCCCAAUCAUUAUAAUCGACGAUGAUAAAAGCCCUCCCCAUCAGCCACAAUUCCCGACAACGCCGAUGGCUAAGAAACGUGUCCCGAAGACGUCCAACGUUGCCGGAAACUUUCCCUUUCAGGAUACUCUCUCCUCGCCGGAUAUGCCAUUCAACAUCAACAUGAACACUGCGGAACAUUCAAAUAUGGGGCUACUGUCGUCCUUUUCUCGCGAUUUUUCACCUCCCAAAACCCCGUCCAACAUGCCGAAAACGCCAGACAUCAAGCUGCAGUCCAGUUCGAGCUCUAGUGCAUCGUGGAUGAGUGAUUCCGGUAAACUGUCCGUUGGUCCUGGACCUAUUUUUGGUGACUUUCCAAAUUUUGGCAUGCCAGGUCCUGUGAAAGAAGAAAAGAAAAAACGUCAGCGACAAAAGCAGCCUCGUGCUGUAACUCCCAAAAAGGCUAAAAAUGCUCAACUGUUGAACGAGCUUAAUCUUCUGCAGCAAUUCCAACAACAGCAGCAACAGCAACAACAACAUCAACAAUCUACGGUGCCGGUUGGUGGCAUGGACAAAAAACCCCUUCACGAUGCAGUUUCAUCGUACACCAAACUACUGAACCAAGCAAUGCCACCGGCAAUGCUAUCUUCACAGGUUCGCAAUCCUAUGUUCGGUAUGUUUCCACUCCCGUCCGGGCCUGGUUUGAUACCGGAAAACCCUCUUUUCAAUCCAUUUUCCGGCCAGCCCUCGUUCUUUCCGACCGGGCCCUUCGGAAUGCCUGCAAUGCCUCCGCGCUUCGACAUUGGCAAUCUGCUUCGGUACCCGCGCCCGCCAAAGCCACAGAAAAAUGCCGAUAGCUACGAGAACCUGGAUCCGGAGACAAAACUCGCUCACACUCCGUUGGACUUGCAGAAAAGCACUUGCAAUGUUGCACCACUCGUACCACCGUCACUUCAAAUCGAACCAAUAUCUUCACCUGUUUCCAAACCCGUACAAAGUCGGAAGCAAACCGUUCAAUCCGCUAAGGACCGUCCUUCUCCGAUGCAACACCAACCUCCGCCACCCCAGGAGCACUCCUUGAACCUCUCCACCAAAACCACCAACAUCUGCAGUCCAAUGCCGGCUCAAUCGAUUAUUCCCAAAAUACCAAUGUCCAAAUCCAUCCUUCCAUCCACCUUUUCAACGACCACUUCAACAGCAGCUCCUCAUUUACUGGCACAAAAAUUGCUAGAUCCCUCUCCAUCUAUCAUCCCACCGCCAACUACCAUGAUACCAGCAGAACCGAUGCAAACCCUCCCUUCAGCGGCAGUACUACCAGCAACUGCCACACACCAUCUGAACCAACCGCUGCCCACUACUGCAGUGGCACCGACUACCGUUACACCGAUUGCUCCCGGCGAAACGAUUGUCAUCGGUUCCGAUUCGGACACCAACAGUCAGUCGACCGUAACGAUGGCAGCGAUGGGUGCCGGCACGGGAAGCGGAAUCGGCUCCAAGAAGGAUAAAUCGGAAAAGCGCAAGAACAAGGAACACAAAAAGGACAAGAAACUAAAGGAGGGCAAGAUCAAGAAGAAGAAAGACAAGAAAGAUAAAAGCAAAAGCAAAGAUCGCGACCGCGAGAGACCGAAAUCAUCCCACUCAUUAUAUCCGGAUAUAGCAUCAGUUCCGGACCCUGCACCGAUCGAUACAACCAGCGCCCCAUCCGAUGAGUCCGGCCUGCAAGAGCAACUUCGUCGAAAGGAGAAAAAAGAGAAGAAAAAGGAAAAGCUCAAGAAGGAAAAACGAAAGGAAAAGGAACGGGUUGCUGCGUUGGAAGGAACCGGCGACUAUCGUGCGACAGCAGCAGCGUUCGGUGCUCUGUCAGGAGCUGGAUCUUCCAUUCCGAUAGGUACGGCGACCGUGGUAAGCAGCAUGGAAUCUCGUGACCGCGGGGACACCCCCGUACCGAAGUUGAUGCUAAAGUUGGGAUCCAGUGCCAAUCCUUCGCCGAGAUCCAACACACCGGACGUACCGCCGGUGGAGCUCGGCGGUCUGGCGAAAGAGGAAAAAUCCGAAAUCAAACGGGAAGCCUCUCCAGAGCUAGCACGCAUAUCGGCUCUGGUUACGAGACCUCCGAAAUCUAAAACACCAGGCGGUAAAAGUAAGAUCAAAGAGGAAGAUGGUACUAAACUGUCCAAAUCGUUUGACCAUUCUAGUAAGAUAGCCGGAAAGUUGGAUUUCGCAGCUGAGGUGGCUACGGUUAAACCACGACCCCGAGGUAUUCAGCCAUUGCCAGAUUCAAUCGAUUUGUUUUCGGUUACACCGACCCAUAACCCUUCUACGGUUAGUGGAUUCAAAUCCACACAGCACACGGCUUCAGCGGGAAUCGGCACCGCUGGUGGAGAUUCGACGCCGCAUUCUUCGAAGAAACCAUCAAAGGAACCGAAAUCGUCUAAAUCGCAUAGCAGUGGUAGCAGCGGUGGAGGCAGCAGCAGCAGCAGCCUGUCCGUUAGUUUGGGCGUCUCCAUUCCUGCCCCGCUCAGUGCGCCCGUCAAUGUGAAAGACGCCGAUGGAAAUGUCGUAUGGAUUUGUCCUGCAUGUGGCCGCGUCGACGACGGAACGCCGAUGAUCGGUUGCGAUGGUUGCGACGCCUGGUACCACUGGGUUUGCGUUGGCAUUCAGGUUCCGCCGGAUUCUAACGAGGACUGGUACUGUCGAGUGUGCAUCGGCAAAAAGCAGGAAUCGCACGGCGAUGAAAAGCAACGAAAACGAAAGAAGAAAGAUAAGAAAAAUCCUAAGGAUUAAGUGCAUGUAUUUCGUAUUUCUUAUGCUCGUAUAAGUGUAAUUGCAUUGAUAACGUUGAUGUGUACAUAUACAUUUACGGUUGUAGUUGUGACCAACAAGUUGGGCUGCUUUUUGGAAUAAUAAAACAUAUGAA